GGCAAGAAGAAUAAUAACAAUUGUGGUUUAACAAUAAAAAACUUUGUGCCUGUUUUAAGACAUUCUCUGCAGUUUCAGAGAUAUGCACCUAUAUUAAAGUUUAUAAAUAAAUCGCAUCCUACUAAAUUAAUAUUGUGGAGGAUGCAAACCAGUCCCAUAUACUUUCUCCGACUGGUGUAAAACCAGUCUUGCGGCUUUGCAUACACUUUGAAUUGCAGAAAGUAGCUUAAAGCUAAACAAAAAAAUAAACAGGCCAAAUACAAGCUGGCCACAGCCGCGACUGCGUCGUUAGCAGACUACUAAGCACCUGUGUAUGUUAUUUGAGCGACAACAACAACUAGUUGAUUGCCUUCUUGGCGUUUUAUAUGCCGCAGCAACAACGACAAUGGAGCAAAGACAGUCACAUCUUGCCCACACCUGAGCUCGUUUCGUUACUCUCGCGCUAACGCAAAAAGAAAACAAAAAAAGUAGUAAUAAAAAAAAAAAAUUUGCAUAAAGCUACUAUAUGCAUAGUCCAAUAAUUUAAGCAUGUUUGUCGCAUUGAAUCAUUUGCUGGGCAAACGCAAAGGAAUUUGAAGCUAAACGUUAAGUGCAUUAGACGAGAGCACACAUAUAUUGCUUAGUCAAGUUGCUACGUUCUAUGUGAAGAAGAUGACUUCAAUUGAGGAGAAAGUGCGCUGCAUCUUGGACGCCAAGGGUCUGGGCGAUAUAACUACAGAACUUUGUGAUUUUUCGCUCAAAGAGCAGAAUGCCACGGCGGAGGCACAAGGUGUGCAGCCAUCAUCGGCAUCGGAUUUCGUGCCCAAAGUGGGCAAGAGUGUCACCUACAUUGUGGCCUGUGUAAUGUUUAAUGAAAACGACGAGCUGCUUAUGAUCGAGGAGGCAAAGGCGAGCUGUGCAGGCAAGUGGUAUUUGCCCGCGGGUCGCAUGGAGCGCGGCGAGUCUAUAACUGAGGCCGCUGUGCGUGAGCUGUUCGAAGAGACUGGUCUGAAUGCAGAGAUAACAACGCUGCUGGCCGUGGAAACAGCCGGUGGUUCGUGGUUUCGCUUUGUGCUAACUGGCCGCAUUACUGGCGGCAGUCUUAAAACGCCAGCCGAUGCGGAUGCCGAGUCCAUACAAGCGCUCUGGUUGCGCAAUCCCAAAGAGGUGCCGCUGCGCUGCAGUGACAUACUGAACAUCAUAGACAUCGGACGGCAGCAUCAUCAACAACAGCAACAGAAAGCCACAAACGCAGCUACAAUCUGGCACAGCAAUAUUCUGCCCACGCGCCACCCACAUAUACGAAACUAUCUGCGCGUCUUGGCUGUGGCACGCAAGCGUACGACAAACUCGAUGAACAUACUCAUCAGCGAGAAGAACGCCCAUCACUUUCCCACUGUGGAGCUGCAUCCGAAUCGCAGCUUGCAUUCGACUCUGCGUAAAUUUAUGAUUGAAAUCUUUGGCGCAGAGCUGCCGCAGCAUCGACCGCAUGGUCUGCUUAGCGUCGAGCAUGCCGGCAAUGAUGACUCCGAUGGACUCUGCCUAAACGUGCUCGUUGCCUUUAGGCCUGCGCUGGAGGAAAUCUCACUAAUUGGCAAAUGCAUAUGGCAGGAGCUAACUUCGCCACUGGACGAUACGCUGGCGCGUAUUUUAAGCAGCAAAAAUGCCACAAUACCACUCAACGUGAUACGCUAGCUGUUUAGUAUUGUUCUAGCCUCUAAACUUAAUCAAUGGUGCAAGCUAAUUUACUCUAUUAUCUACUAGUUACAAUCUUAAGCAAAUUGUCAAAAGCAUUAUAUGAAAUUCAUAUUGUGAAAUGCAACUGAGAGAAGUUACUUCAACAUCUGUGU
Messenger RNA from Drosophila busckii, 1829 nucleotides. RefSeq names its product 8-oxo-dGDP phosphatase NUDT18. Gene Ontology annotation, molecular function: magnesium ion binding; 8-oxo-GDP phosphatase activity; 8-oxo-dGDP phosphatase activity. Lineage: Eukaryota; Metazoa; Arthropoda; Insecta; Diptera; Drosophilidae. The transcript has 4 exons. Bases 652 to 1674 code for a protein of 340 amino acids. The record is from RefSeq and is a predicted model, not a curated record.